AUGAUUGAUCUUGGAAAACUUGUGGAAGUCAAUGUACGAAUGUUUCAAGAGGAUAUCACCUCUCUUUUUUCAAAGCGUUUUAAAACACCAAAGAACGUGAACAAAUUUAUAGAGAGAGCAAAUAUAAACAUGAACGAAAACAAAAUUUCCUUCACUUCAAUUGGGAUUGUUUUUGCACUCCUCUUUUCUGCGUUACUCGAACCAAAAAACAUCUGGAGCAUUGUUUUCUUUGUUCUUGUUAUUGUGGCUCACCUUGUCAUUAAAGAAGUAAACGACGAGAUUAACACUAAAAUAUGGCUGAAUGGGUUAUUCAUCUUUUUGUACUGCGCAACGUUUUACUUCCUUGUUGCAACAAUUAGCGGAAUUGUGCCAUUCGCUUUUGUAUGUUUGGUCGUCGCAUUUGUUGUUGAUUAUCUCUUGGCCGGUUUCCUUGCUCAGAAAAAGGAAAAGAGCAACAACAAGAAGGAUAAAAAGGAUAAGAAAAACAAAGAAAAGACAGAGCUUUCUGUCUUUUAA
Messenger RNA from Entamoeba invadens IP1, 516 nucleotides. RefSeq lists its product as hypothetical. The coding region runs from base 1 to 516 and encodes 171 amino acids. The transcript has a single exon. The record is from RefSeq and is a predicted model, not a curated record. Lineage: Eukaryota; Evosea; Mastigamoebida; Endamoebidae.